Messenger RNA from Triticum dicoccoides, 480 nucleotides. RefSeq lists its product as uncharacterized. The coding region runs from base 11 to 379 and encodes 122 amino acids. Lineage: Eukaryota; Viridiplantae; Streptophyta; Magnoliopsida; Poales; Poaceae. The record is from RefSeq and is a predicted model, not a curated record. The transcript is spliced from 2 exons.
GUCACCAUGGAUGAAGGUGAAGAACGAGCCUAACUGCAAAGGGACGCCUCGCGCGUCGUCGCUUGGGAAGAAAAGGAAGGUGGGGGAGGACCGUGCGGACGGCGAGAGCUCGGCGUCAGACCCCUCUUGCCCGUCGGGCUUCUCCGGCCCCUGGUUGUCGCCGCCCGCGACAAGCAAAGAUGUUGACUGGAAGGCAGCGAGGCGGCUGCUGCAGGGCACCGUCACGCCGUCGCUGGAGCGCGAGCUUGCCGCGUUCAAGCCCAGCGAGGCGGCUGCUGCAGGGCACCGUCACGCCGUCGCUAGAGCGCGAGCUCGCCGCGUUCAAGCCGGCCGACGUCGUCGCCUCAAGCUACGUGUAACUGCUCCAGACGGCGAAUGAGGUGGCCUUCUCGCUUACGCUCUGGAGCUGGAGGACAAGUACUAGCCAAAUGCUUGCUUGCUGUUCGCUCCUUGACAUUUUGAUGCCUCUGCUCAUCAUUU